Eremomyces bilateralis CBS 781.70 is the source of this 2020-nucleotide messenger RNA. Its product is annotated as betaine-aldehyde dehydrogenase. The record is from RefSeq and is a predicted model, not a curated record. Gene Ontology annotation, molecular function: aldehyde dehydrogenase (NAD+) activity. NCBI's taxonomy places the organism in Eukaryota, Fungi, Ascomycota, Dothideomycetes, Eremomycetales, Eremomycetaceae. Bases 284 to 1837 code for a protein of 517 amino acids. The transcript has a single exon.
AUUUCGAAAGGAUACUUAUAUCCAAUCAAACUAAACUGCUGUUAAAUUGAUAAUUGUCAACUUGUACUGGCCUCAAAUUAUUAAGAGAGCUGUGAUUGAACCGACACAAGUGCAAUACUUGUACCUUCCCAUUGUUCUACUGUCUUCUUAUUCAAAGUCAUCCCAAAAGCAUCUAUCACCAGUUCACCACUGUCGACCAAGGUUUAGAAUUUUAAAUUGCUGGGCUCCUUGGUCUACGUUGUCUUAAUAUCUUGAUAAAAUAAUCUCGGUGGCGACAGCAAAAAUGCCAGAGUCACUUGCUCAUCCAUCCACUUGGACGAGCGACAAACCUGCCCUUCUUUCUCACGAUCGAUACGCGAUCUACAAUGGCUCUCUCCAAACCCCACUAGAAACCGACACUUCAUCAGAGUUCCGUUCGGUAGAUCCAGCAACGGGAAUUGAACAUCCAUGCCGCAUCUUCACCUCCUCUCCAAAAGACGUCGCCGCAGCCGUCUCCUCCGCAGAGGCCGCCUUUCCGGAAUGGAAAUCCACCACGCCUUCCCAUCGAGCAGCCAUCCUCAUGCGCGCAGCAGCGCUCCUCCGCGAGCUCAAUGACGUCCUCGCGGAAGUAGAGACCCGUGACACUGGCCGCGCCUUCUCAGAAACCAGCGCCGUCGACGUCCCUUCAGGCGUGGAGGUCAUGGAGUACUGCGCUUCGUUCGUGGCUGGAGGCGGACUGGAUGGACGCACUGUGAAGCUUCGAGAAGAUGCGUGGGUCUACGAGACGAAGGACCCGAUCGGCGUGUGUGCUGGCAUCGGAGCUUGGAACUAUCCGCUGCAGAUUGCGAUUUGGAAAUCCGCGCCGUGCUUGGCGGCGGGGAAUGCUAUGGUUUAUAAGCCUUCGGAGGUGACGUCGUUGCACGCGGCGCUGCUUGCGAGCAUUUAUUCGGCAGCAGGAGUCCCUUCGGGCGUUUUUAAUGUCGUCUAUGGUGCUGGGGCGGUUGGAGCACAGCUGACUUCACACCCUGGGAUUGGGAAGGUCAGCUUCACUGGGCAAGUGGCUACGGGAAGGAAAGUAGCCAAGGCCGCAGGAGAGGGGAUGAAAUACGUGACGGCAGAGCUGGGCGGAAAGAGCCCUUUAAUUAUCUGUGACGAUGUGGACAUUGAAACAGCCGUUGAUGGAGCCAUGAUGGCGAAUUUCUACAGCACCGGGCAAGUCUGCACGAAUGGGACGAGAGUCUACGUGCACAGAAGUAUUGCGAAGAGAUUCGAAGAGAUUCUUCUGCAGAAGAUGGAACAUAUCCGCUUCGGCGAUGUCAUGGACGAGAAAUCGAACAUGGGGCCCUUAGUCAGCAAAGAGCAUUUCGAAAAGGUGAUAGGAUACAUCAAGCAUGGCAUUGAGGUGGAUAAGGCCAAGCUCCUCUACGGUGGCCUCGAGACACCUCAAAUCGACGAUAAGUUCAAGGGGGGCUACUGGGUGAAGCCAACGGUGUUCACCAACUGCACCGACAGCAUGAAAAUCGUCCGCGAGGAGAUCUUCGGCCCGGUCAUGUCCAUCCUCCUCUACGAUACCACAGACGAAGCGAUCCGCAGAGCCAACGACACCGAGCUGGGUCUCGCCGGGGGCGUGUUCACCAAGGACGUCAAUCGCGCUCACAAGAUCGCCGGACAGCUCGAAGCUGGGAUCAUCUGGAUCAACACUUGGGGCGAGUCACCGGCUGAGAUGGCAGUUGGUGGGUGGAAGAUGAGUGGUGUUGGCGUGGAGAACGGUCGGAAAGGGAUCGAGGCGUGGACGAGAGGGAAGAGUACGUUGGUCGAUAUGAGUGGUCAGGUACCGACCGCGUUCUCCAAGCUCUGAUUCUAGAAACGUUAGGGAUGGCCUUCAUUGUCAUUCAGGGGUACGGAGGUAGGGUUCCUAUGUCCGCGACCUGAGCAUCGCGAUAGCCGAUAGGGACUAGUAUCAGCAUUCAGCAAUAAUGAACGAAAGCACAAGCCUUUGACUUUCUGAUAUCAUUCAAACUGAUAUCAUUCAAACUCGGGG